Messenger RNA from Cydia fagiglandana, 657 nucleotides. RefSeq lists its product as uncharacterized. The coding region runs from base 1 to 657 and encodes 218 amino acids. The transcript is spliced from 2 exons. Lineage: Eukaryota; Metazoa; Arthropoda; Insecta; Lepidoptera; Tortricidae. Gene Ontology annotation, molecular function: nucleic acid binding. Gene Ontology annotation, biological process: DNA integration. The record is from RefSeq and is a predicted model, not a curated record.
AUGUUUGAAUACAGGGUGGUGGUACCUACGACUCUGCGCGCACGUGUGCUGCGCGAGUUACACGCAGCGCACGGCGGCGCGGUGCGCACGAAGGCGCUGGCGCGUGCCUAUGUGUGGUGGCCCGGGCUGGGCGCGGACGUGGAGCGGGUGACCGCCGAGUGCGCAGCGUGCGCAGCGGAGCGCCCGGCGCCGGCACGGGCGGCCACGCAUCCGUGGGAGUGGCCGCAAGAGAGGUGGUAUCGAGUACAUGUGGACUUCCUAACGCCCACAGCUGGUACGUAUUAUUUUGUUCUGAUUGAUGCCUACUCCAAAUGGAUUGAGGCAAGCAAAAUAAGAGGCACGCGCGCCGACGAGACCAUUGCCUUAUUACGCGAAAUAUUUGCUCGCUUCGGAAAUCCUUACGAGUUGGUAUCUGAUAACGGACCACCGUUCACGAGUGGUCAAUUCGAAUCAUACCUAAGGAAAGAGGGCAUCAAGCACAUCCGCAUUUCCCCGUAUAAGCCAAGCAGCAAUGGAGCUGCCGAAAACACAGUCGGGUUAAUUAAAAAAUGCCUAAAAAAAGCGGAACGGGAGAAUGCGAACGUGCAUGAAGCAUUGCAAACAUACCUAUUAACUCAUCGUAUAACUCCGCAUUCUACAACAGGCGCCUUAGACUAA